AUGACAUACCCGCAAGUGGCAGCUUUCGACUUGGACUACACAGUCUGGCCAUGUUUUUGUGAUACACAUUUGAGUCCACCAUUUAAGCCUUUAGCCAGCAAAAACGGCGAAGUUCGCACACUCAUCGAUUCUUGCGGCUAUGAGGUAUCAUUCUAUAAAGAUGUUCCACGUAUUUUGGCCGAUUUGAAAAGCCACGAUGUCAAGAUAGUCUCAGCCUCGAGAACAUGGGCCCCAGAGAUCGCUCGCGAUCUUCUGAAGGGCUUCAAAGUGGAAUACGAAGGUCAGAUCGUACCGUUAAUCACUUUGUUCGACUCCUUACAAUGGGGUGAGAAGAGUAAGGUUAUACACAUCCGCGACGGAAUCAAAGACAUUUUUGGCAAAAAGGCAGAUAUAAGAGACUACACAGCAUGUCUUUUCGAUGACGAAACGAGAAAUCGAGACGUGGAAAAAUACGGCGUGAAAUACGUAUACGUACGUGAUCCUGAAACCGGCACUACAUGGGAACUGUAUCAGAAGUAUCUCAACAGUAUCUAA
Messenger RNA from Lachancea lanzarotensis, 534 nucleotides. RefSeq names its product LALA0S10e02674g1_1. The transcript has a single exon. The record is from RefSeq and is a predicted model, not a curated record. NCBI's taxonomy places the organism in Eukaryota, Fungi, Ascomycota, Saccharomycetes, Saccharomycetales, Saccharomycetaceae. Gene Ontology annotation, molecular function: acid phosphatase activity. Bases 1 to 534 code for a protein of 177 amino acids.